Molecule: messenger RNA, 357 nt
Organism: Lactuca virosa
Lineage: Eukaryota; Viridiplantae; Streptophyta; Magnoliopsida; Asterales; Asteraceae
Source: the annotation of a GenBank genome assembly
AUGAAUCAGGGCUCUUCAACUAACAAGGAUGGCAACAAUCAGGGUGAAAUGCGUCGUCAUCCUUGGGAAUCGGUGGUUACAGAUCUUAAAUGUUUCACGUAUUAUGACCUGAGACGUGCUACUGAGAACUUGGGAGAUGACAAGAGGUAUCUGAAUGUUUACAAAGGUUGGAUCGAUAAAACAACAUAUUCUCCCACAGAAGAUAAUACCGGAUUGGCGAUUGCUGUUAAGAGAAUUGAUUUCUACAAAACUGCAUGCUGGGUAAAGUGUGGUAUCACGACUUCCGUUGGUUAUAAAGGUGAAAAUAGCAGUUGGAAUUGCCCGAGGGCUUGUUUUCUUGCACAAGACACAAAAUGA